UGAAAAGUGCACAAUGUCUUUUUGUAAUUUUUUUACAUUAAUUUUAACUUUUCAUCUUUUCUGUGUAUCUGGCACUUCAAUGGUCAAACUUCAAAAUGGUGGCUAUGAAGACCUUGUUUUUGCAAUUAAUCCAGGACUGCGAGAGAAUGUCAAAAUUAUUGACAAUAUUCAGAAUAUGAUAACAGAGGCUUCUCAGUAUUUGUUCAGUGCUACAAAGAACAGAGUCUAUAUAAGAAAUGCAAAAAUCUUAAUUCCUAUGGCCUGGUCAAAUAAUAAAUAUACAAAGGCAAGAACGGAAACCUAUGAUAAGGCAGAUGUGAUCAUUGCCAGCUCUCACGUCAAGUUUGGAGAUGACCCAUAUACCCUGCAGUAUGGUAGAUGUGGGGAGCCAGGAAAAUAUAUUCAUAUGACACCAGACUUCUUGCUAAACGACAGUCUGAUUUCAACUUAUGGACCUCGAGGUAGAGCAUUUGUCCACGAAUGGGCACAUCUACGAUGGGGCGUAUUUGAUGAAUACAACUAUGAAAAACCUUUUUAUAUUGCUGGAAAUAAGAAUAUAGAAGCAACAAGAUGCUCUGCUGAUAUUAUUGGUACCCACAUUAAACAGUGUCAAGGAAAAACCUGCAAAUGCGCCCGUGACCCCCAAACAGGCCUUUAUGAAGAUGGUUGUGUCUUUGUACCUGACAAGAACCAGGUUCCCAAGGCAUCUAUCAUGUAUUUACAGGCACUGCAAUCUGUUACUGAAUUCUGUGACAAGAACCAUAACACUGAGGCUCCAACAUUACAGAACCGGAUCUGUAACUCACGUAGCACAUGGGACGUCAUUAUGAACUCCACGGAUAUAAAGUCCACUCCUCCACAGGCUGACUCUAAUCUCCCAGCAGUCCCCUCCUUCUCGCUGCUACAGAGUUCUGAAAGAGUUGUGACUCUGGUGCUUGAUGUGUCUGGAAGUAUGGCCAGUGGUAAUCGAAUUGGGCGGCUGUACCAGGCAGCAGAAGUGUUCGUUAUGCAGAUCGUUGAGAUGGGCUCUUAUGUUGGGAUUGUGCAGUUCGAAAGCACUGCAUCUGUCCGUUCCAGUUUGUUGCAAAUAGUUGAUGACACUCAGCGGAAUCGGCUAAAGUCUCUCCUCCCAAAAACUGCGACUGGAGGAACAAACAUUUGUGCAGGAAUUCGUGAGGGCAUCAAGGUAAACAAAAAAUAUGAUGGAUCCUCAUACAGCACUGAACUAGUCCUUCUUACAGAUGGAGAAGAUAAUUACGCCACAUCUCUUUGUUUUCCUGAUGUAACCAAUAGUGGAUCGAUAAUUCAUGUCAUUGCUUUGGGUCCAAAUGCAGCCAAGGAACUUGAAACGAUUGUAGACAUGACAGGAGGAUUACGCUUUCUAGCGACAGAUAAAGUAGAUGCUCAAGGAUUAAUUGAUGCUUUCAUCGGCCUCACAGCUGGAGAUGGGGCUACUACCCAGCAUGCUAUUCAGCUGGAGAGCUCUGGCUCAGUUCUUAAGUCAAAGGAUUGCUUAACUGGCACUGUCUUUAUCGACAAGACAGUGGGGAAUGGAACGUUCUUUCUUGUCACAUGGGUAAACUUGGUACCAGCCAUCACUCUAACAGACCCAAAUGGAAAGAUAUACACAUCUAACGAUUUUGCCUCCGACGCAACUUCAAAAUCUUCUAGACUUGUGAUCCCCGGAACAGCUGAGAGAGGAGCUUGGCAGUACAACCUGUGCAAUACUCACACAGCAAAUCAGGCCAUAGGCUUUGUGGUGACAUCUACAGCAGCGGAUGAAAAUGUACCUCCAAUUACAGUGAAUGCUCAUAUGAAUCAAAAUACAAAUAACUUGAAAGAGCCAAUGGUUGUCUAUGCAUCAGUAAAUCAAGGACUAUUGCCUGUCAUAGGCGCCAAUGUAACAGCCAUUAUUGAGCCAGUAAAUGGAAAUCCAGUCACUUUAGAACUCUGGGACAACGGAGCAGGUGCUGAUAUUGUAAGAAACGAUGGAAUCUACUCAAGAUAUUACACAGCAUUUCAAGGAAAUGGAAGAUAUGGUUUAAAAGUGCGAGUGGAAAACAGCAACAAAAAAAGCCGACUGGCACUGCCAAGGGGCCGAGCUCUUUAUAUUCCCGGUUAUUUGGAGAAUGGGCAGAUAACAUUGAACCCAUCACGACCAGUUAUUAAUGAUGAGGACCUUAAUCUGGGGGAAUUCAGCAGAACAGCUUCCGGUGGCUCUUUUGUAGUAUCUAAUUUACCUUCAGGUCCUCAGCCAGACUUAUAUAAACCUGAGAAAGUAACUGACUUGGAGGCAAAAAUAGAAGAGGGUACAGUUGUGUUGACCUGGACAGCAACUGGGGAUGACCUGGACCAGGGAACUGUUUCAGGAUACGACUUUAGAAUGAGCACAAAUCCCAGUGAGCUCAGGAACAAUUUUGACAAUUCUAUAGCAGUCAACACUUCCAGUCUAACACCACAGAUCGCUGGAUCCAGUGAAUCAUUUACAUUUGUUCCAGAUGAGAUAACAAUAGAAAAUGGCACCAUCCUUUAUUUUGCUCUCAUUGCUUUUGAUAAAGUUGCACAGAAAUCAGAUCUGUCAAACAUAGCACAAGCGGCUCUGCUUAUUCCUCCAACUCCUGCUCCUACUACAGUUCCUACUACAGUUCCUAAUACAGUUCCACCCUCAAAUGGCAGUUCUGGGAGCCUGGACAUAACAUCCCUGUCGCUGAUAGUUUGUUCAUCUGUCAUUGUUAUUUGUAUUAUUAUAAGCAUUACUGUGUGUGCUGUGAGAUGCUGUGACAAGAAGAAACAUAACCCAGAAAUGAAACUGUAAACAAAAUACAGUAUUACAGAAAAUAACAUUUGGCAAUAUUAAACACAAAAGAUGAAUUAAUAAAUGAAUAGCUACUAUUGCAGCCAGAGCCAGGCUUUGUUCACUCAUUUUAUACACCAAGAAGGCGGUUAUAUUGCAAAGGGUCGGUAGUGCCUCUCCUACAUUGGACUUCUGGUGGCAAAUGGUUAAUGGUUCUCUGCAAUUGAUUAAGUUAACUUAUGAGGAAUAUGUAAAUUGGGCAAAAGUUGACAAAAUUAAGGGACCUUGGUAUGACCCAGCCAUCUUGCCUUAUUAUGCUCGAAAUAAGGCAGUAUCACCACUCAGUGGAAUUCAAGGGAAUCUAUGCCGAUUGUGCGAAUCUCAUGUUGAUUUUGUUGUGUAUUAGUGCAAUUGUACCAUUCAAAUUGAUGCAAUGCAUGUAUGUAUGGUUUUAUGUAACAAAAAAAUAAAAUACCUUUAGAAAAAAGUCUA
Molecule: messenger RNA, 3286 nt
Organism: Xenopus tropicalis (tropical clawed frog)
Lineage: Eukaryota; Metazoa; Chordata; Amphibia; Anura; Pipidae
Gene: clca1
Product: chloride channel accessory 1 gene 1
Biological process (GO): chloride transport; chloride transmembrane transport
Molecular function (GO): intracellularly calcium-gated chloride channel activity
Source: RefSeq, marked validated